This is a messenger RNA of Bactrocera latifrons, 495 nucleotides long. RefSeq lists its product as uncharacterized. The coding region runs from base 1 to 495 and encodes 164 amino acids. The transcript is spliced from 3 exons. NCBI's taxonomy places the organism in Eukaryota, Metazoa, Arthropoda, Insecta, Diptera, Tephritidae. The record is from RefSeq and is a predicted model, not a curated record.
AUGUUACUUGCCUCUAAGGUCUGUGCGAAACCGAAGGUGUUAAUUAAGUUUACGAACGCGCACUGCGAGUCCUUCAAUAAAUCCUGGGCUGUGAUAAAUGAAUGCCGAUUGCAUGCUCUAAGGCGCGACGUUGCGUCUCUGAAUAUAAACAUCACAUUUCGGCAUCCUGCUAACGAUAUAAAGUUGUACUUGGUUUUCUUGAAGAAAGCCAAUGGUUAUAAACCGUUUGUACUGAAUUCGACUGUCGAUGCUUGCGAGUAUAUUAUCAAGAAGAAUAACCCUAUAGUCAAUUUAGUGUAUACGAUCUUUAAAUCCUUCAGCAACAUAAACCACACGUGUCCAUAUGUGGGUGAUCAACUGUUGUUGAACUUUUAUCCGAAGAAUGAGCUCAUUACAUUAUUUCUACCGAACGGUGAUUAUGUUUUGCUUAUGGACUGGAUCUUGAGCAAGAAGAAAACGUUCACUACCAAUGUAUAUUUCUCAUUUUACGGAUGA